Hirsutella rhossiliensis is the source of this 2013-nucleotide messenger RNA. RefSeq names its product kinase. The coding region runs from base 1 to 2013 and encodes 670 amino acids. Gene Ontology annotation, molecular function: protein serine/threonine kinase activity; ATP binding. Gene Ontology annotation, biological process: protein phosphorylation; intracellular signal transduction; intracellular monoatomic cation homeostasis. NCBI's taxonomy places the organism in Eukaryota, Fungi, Ascomycota, Sordariomycetes, Hypocreales, Ophiocordycipitaceae. The transcript has 4 exons. The record is from RefSeq and is a predicted model, not a curated record.
AUGGGCAAGACUGCCGCUACAUCCACUGCGACUUCCAUCCCGGCGCCCUGCAGAGUACCGCCGCCGCCGCCGCCUCAGCAAGCCGCCUCCUUCUCGACCAGCUACUCUUCCUCCUCACCCCGCCAAUUCCCCUCCGACAUCAUCCCCGAAGAGAGCGCCGAGGACUCCGGCUGCGACUCCCUCGUCGAGCCCGUCACUCCCGUCAGUGGCUACCGCUACUCGCAGGACUUUACCACCCUGCACAACCACCACGACUACAGCGCUGCCCUCCAGCGUGACCAGCCAAUUUCGAAACCUCUCCCCCUCACCCCCAAGCGGCUGCCCGCCUUGAUCCCGCCUGCUUCCGCCCCCCCGGCCCCGACUGCCACGAGGGACCUUGCUCCUCCCUCGACCGAUCCCACGCCUCAGACGCCCCUGUCGCGUCGAUCUGCCCGGGGCUCGGCCAGCAGCUUCAAGCGCACCGUGUCCAACCUUUUCCGCCGCUCCAACUCGGCCGACAAGGAGAGGGAAUUCGCCAUUGUCGACACACCAGCCCUGGCUGCCGCAAACACGAGACAGUCGAGUGGCGGGUCUACCAGCCGCAGCGGCUCCUCUCUCGACAUGAUACCCACGCAGCGCUCCGCCAUGGCGGGCGAGUCGCUUGCCGGCUCAGACGACUUCAAGAAGAAGGGCCGCGCCGCCACUGGCUUGACUCUCCGCGGCCGGGCCGUCAACUUCGUCGUGGGCAGGGGCCGACAGGCCAGAGGCCCACGACGCGCCAGCAGCUUCGAUGCCGAUGAUCGAGCCCACACGCCCGCCCAGGAGGCCCGGAGCGAGGACGAGGGCAAGACGUAUCCCCUCGAGCGGCUGCCGUGGCCUCUACCGCCGGAUGCUGGCACGGGUGUCAAGGCCCGCCGCAUGAGUCUCAGCCUUCCCGACGACUUCACCAUCGACGUGGCUGAGCUGCUUUCCGAGUUCGAGUACCAGCACAAGAUUCUUGGCCGCCACGGCAAGCACCUCGGCAAGGGAGCCGCCUCGCGGGUCACGCUCAUGGUGCGCAAGGGCUGCCCCAGCGAGCUCUACGCCGUCAAGGAGUUUCGAGGCAAGUCGCACCGCGAGAGCCAGGCCGAGUACGAAAAGAAGAUCAAGUCCGAGUUCAGCAUCGGCAAGAGCCUCCACCACCCCAACAUUGUCGAGACGAUCCGGCUCUGCACCGACCACAGCCGCUGGAAUCACGUCAUGGAAUACUGCUCCGAGGGCGACUUGUUCGGCCUCGUGCAAAAGGGCCACCUCAAGGGUGACGACAAGAAAAAGGACCGCCUCUGCCUCUUCAAGCAGCUCAUCCAGGGCGUCGGCUACCUGCACGCCAACGGCAUCGCCCACCGUGACAUCAAGCUCGAGAACCUGCUCCUGACCAAGGACAGCAAGCUCAAGAUUACCGACUUUGGCGUCUCCGAGGUCUUUUCCGGCACUCACCCCGGCCUGCGCGAGGCGGGCGGCCACGAGCCCUACAUUGCCCCCGAGGUGCUGGAGAAGAGGGACCAGUACGACGCCCGCGCCCUCGACGUGUGGAGCUCGGCCAUUGUCAUGAUCUACCUGACGUUUGGCGGUGCCAUCUGGUCGCGGGCCGAGCCCGGCAACCUGCACUACGACAAGCUGGUGGCGGGCUGGGCAAAGUGGGACAAGCAGCACCCCGAAUGCGACGCCUGCAUCACCGACACCGACUACCCCAAGUGCCUGGCCCUGGACGUGGGCGUCAACCCGCCCGCCCUGCGCCGGCUCCUGCUGCAGAUGCUCAACCCGAACCCGCGCCGGCGCAUCGUCAUCGAGGACGUGCUCAACAACCGGUGGAUGAAGAACGUCGAGUGCUGCCAGGUGGAGUCUUACGACGACCAGGCGCAGAUGAUUGACGCCUCAAAAAAGGACUUUUGCAGCAAGCCCGGGGCCCGAAAGAUUUUCUGUCACAACCAUCUCCCUCCCAAGAGCUCCGGCUCCCACUCUCUCGGCAAGAUGCCGGGACAAGCCGGCUACUGA